AUGCGCUGCGCAAGCAGCAGCAGCAGCAGCAGCAGCAGCAGCAGCAGCAGCAGCAGCGAGUCUGCUGCGCGGGACCUGCUGGCCCGCAGCGACGCCUACUUCGGCCAAGUCGGGCUGCUGCCGCUGCUGCUGCCCCUGCCAGUCCUUGGCAGCACGGGGGCCCUCAAGAGGGGCCUCUUAAGGGCCUCCAUUUCAUCAAGUGCAUUUAUAACAUCUUUUCUUUUGGGGGCCCUUUCCCCGCCCCGGGGGGCCCCCCCGCAGCCCCCGGGGGGCCCCCCGGCCGAGUCCGGGGGCCCCCAGCCCGCAGGGGGGCCCCCCCGGCCAGAAGGGGGGCCCCCAGCAGGCGAGGGGGGCCCCCAGGGGGAGGGGGGGGGCCCCCAGGGAGAGGGGGGCCCCUCUGUAGCAGGGGAAGCUGGGGGGCCCCCAGGGGCCAGGGGGGCCCCCUCGCAGGGGCCCCCGGGGGCCUCCGGGGGCCCCGGUUUGGGCGCUGGGAGUGUUGCUGCUGCUGCUGCUGCUGCUGCUGCUGCAGCAGAUGUGGGGUUUGAGGUGUACAGACACCAGGAAGUUGCUGCUGCGCUGCUGCCAGCGCUGGUGCUGCGGGAAAAGCUGCGGGUAGUGGCAAGAGAGUUGGGGGCCCUAAAGGGGGCCCCAAAAGACCCGGAAGAGGCUCUUGAAAGUACCCACUUUUGCGGGAAAGGGGGGCCCCCGGGGCCCCUCAGGGGGCCCCUCUUCUCCAGUGCCCAGCUGCUGCUGCCGCCACUCAAACGCGCGCUCGAGUGUAUAGACAGCAGCAGCAGCGAAGGGCUGCUGCUGCUGCUGUGCGAGCGCCGUGCUGCUGCUGCUGCUGCUGCUCCGUUUUGCUUCUCCUUCGACACUGCAGCAAAAGCGACUGCGCAGCAGCAGCAAGAGCGGCUGCUGCUGCAGCAGCAGCAGCAGCAGCAGCAGCCACCCAUCACUGACUUCAGCUUCGGAGUUGUUGCUGGGGGUUUAUUGUCAAUUAAUAAAUUGGGACAAAGAGAAAUUACUAAUUUGUUUUGCACAGAAACACUCCCCGAAGACGCCACCCACCAGCUCGUGCGGGUGUUUGUGAUGCGGCUGCUGGCUGUGGGGUUUCUGUGGCCCAGCGUGUACAGCUGUGGGGCCCCAGCAGCAGCAGCAGCAGCAGCAGCAGAUAUAAAAGUCCCUUUGUUGUCUUUGCUGCACUUCCCCCGCCCCGCAGUGGACUUCCUGUGUCUGCCCUGGGGGCUGCAGCUUUCGCGCCACGUUGCUGCGCUGCCCCGCAGCAGCAGCAGCAGCAGCAGCAGCAGCAGCAGCAAGAGCAGCAGCAGCAGCAGCGAGGCCAGCAGCGAGCGCUUUACCGACGAGGGGCCCCACACUGACCAAACCAAUGGCUGCAAUUGCCUCAAACGCAUGCAGCGAAAACUCAACCAGCAAUUCAACAAACUCAAAAAUGCCCAGCGAGGGGGCCCCUCGGGGGGCCCCCCAGGGGCCCCCCCCCGGGGGGGGCCCCCCGGGGGCCCCCCAGGGGGCCCCCCAGGGGGCCCCCCAGGGGGCCCCCCAGGGGGCCCCCCAGGGGGCCCCCCAGGGGGGCCCCCCGGGGGCCCCCAAUACCAGCGCAGUGCCGCUCAGGAGGGGCCCUUAGGGAGCAGCUUCUUAUGGGCACAACUAGGGGGCCCCUACGCGAGCCUGCAGGGCCCUGGGGCCCUCCUUUGGGGGCCCCCAGGGGGGCCCCCCACCACGGCGACCCCCGGUGGUGGGGGCCCCCCAGGGGGGCCCCCAGGGGCCCCCAAAGGGGGGCUGGGGGCCCCUGAGGACUGGGGAAACCCUGAAGAAGAGUGGAUUGAGUUUUGGGCAAUUAGCAAAAGGCGGUUUUAUUUUAUUUGGGGCCAAAGGAGUAAUCAAAUAGUGCCUGGGGCCCCUGCAAAGUCCCUUAUAGAAGCCUUUGACUCUCCGCUCAAAUUCCCCUUUGAUGGGCCUGAGGGCCCAGGGGGGCCCCCCUCUUCCGCGCCGAGGCCCCGCGGGGGGCCCCCCAAGCUAAAAAGGGUCAGGGGGGCCCCCCCCUCCAGCAGCAAUUUGGGGGCCCCGGGGGCCCCCCCCUCCAGCAGCAAUUUGGGGGGCCCCCCCAGCAGCAGCAAUUUGGGGGCCCCCCUUCAAGAGGAGACAGUUGAAGAGACCUCGAGGCCCCGAAAAAGCAGAACUUGCAAACGGGCGAAUCCAGGCUUGCCUGCUGCUGCUGCUGCUGCUGCUGCUGCUGCAGCAGCAGCGGAGCCUGCUGCAGCUGCUGCUGCUGCGGCGGAGCCCGCUUCCACUGCUGCUGCAGCAGAGCCUGCUGUUGCUGCUCCCGCUGCUUCUGCUGCUGCUGCUGCAGCACUAGAACCCCCCUGUGGAUUCGCCUCAGGAGGGGGGCCCCCCGGGGCGCCUCAGGGGGGCCCCCAGGGGGGUCCCCAGGGGGGCCCCCAGAGGGGCCCCCAGGGGGGCCCCCAGGGGGGCCCCCCGGCGGUGGCCUGGGGGCCCCCGUAG
This is a messenger RNA of Eimeria necatrix, 2520 nucleotides long. RefSeq lists its product as hypothetical. The record is from RefSeq and is a predicted model, not a curated record. The transcript has 4 exons. Bases 1 to 2520 code for a protein of 839 amino acids. NCBI's taxonomy places the organism in Eukaryota, Apicomplexa, Conoidasida, Eucoccidiorida, Eimeriidae.